Messenger RNA from Candidula unifasciata, 1693 nucleotides. NCBI's taxonomy places the organism in Eukaryota, Metazoa, Mollusca, Gastropoda, Stylommatophora, Geomitridae. The record is from the annotation of a GenBank genome assembly.
AUGGAGCUAGCACAUAGUUUACUUCUGAAUGAGGAAGCGUUGAAACGCAUAUCUGAGGCUAAGCGGCCGAUGUUUGUAUUUGAAUGGCUGCGAUUUUUGGACAAAGUUCUGGCAGCUUCUCAAAAGUCUGACAUUAAGGGCAGCCAAAAAAGGCUCGUGGAGCAACUGACAGCACAGAUCACAGAGUCACCAGGACCCCCAACCCGCAAACUUUUGGCUCGUUGUCUUGCUCUCAUCUUCAGUGUUGGAGACACAUUUGAUUUAUUUGAAACUAUCAACAAAUGCAGUGAUAUCAUUAAAAGCAAGGAUGACUCCCCCAGUUAUUUGCCAUCUAGAUUAGCUGCUGUAGCCUGCUUGGGGGCCAUGUAUGAGAAACUGGGAAGAAUGACAGGAAGGUCAUACGAGGACACAGUUCAGAUUCUCAUCAAAUCACUCAAGAACUCUGAGUCACAAGGACGGUUUGAGAUCAUGCAGACCCUGGAGAAGUUGGUGUUUGGCUUGGGCUCUGCAGGAUUCACUGCACACAAAGAUAUCUACAAAGCCUGCAGGCAGGCAAUGACUGAUAGGUCAAUGGCUGUAAGACAGGCGGCUGCAAAGUGUAUGCAUGAACUUGUCAAUGAGGCCCCAUUUAUGAGCACCACAGAGUUGGAGGCUGUAGCAUCUCUGUGUUUCCGAGCUCUUGAUGGAUCCAACUAUGAUGCUCGAUGUACCAUUGCCAAGCUGCUUGGUAACCUGAUGGCUGCUGCACAAGCACCAAAGCAGCCUAACGCAAAGGUCAAGCCUGCUCGAUUGGAGGAUGUCUUGAUGAUACUUGCUUCAGGAUUCAACAAGGGCACCCUGGGAGGAUUCUUGAAGACAUCCUCAGCAGGGGAGAUGAUAAAAGGUUCCAAUACAAUCAGCAGAGAGAUCAGAGUGGGCAUCACCCAUGCUUAUGUGGAAUUCAUUAAAUGCAUGGGAGGGCUGUGGCUGGAGAGGAACAUCUCUGUGUUCUUGUCUCAUGUUCUGGAGUUGGUGGCCAACACGCGACCUUCACCAUCGCAUGUGGAUGUGGUGUAUGCCCGCAAGUGUGUCCAGUUCAUCAUGCGCUCUGUCAUCGGUGGCAUGCUGGGAGAGAAGGCUCAGAUUGCUGCAGCCAAGGAGAUUUGCCAGAUCAUUGUGAAACAGAUGAAUACUGUCGGUGAAGCCACUGUGGAAGCGUCUGAAGGUAAAGGCCUGGGGUCAGACCUGUCAGUGAGUCAGCAUGUACUGGUGUGCGCUCUGCAUGAGCUGGGAUGUCUGGUACUGAGACUAGGUACAUCAGCCAGUCCACUGGUAGCAGAGCCUGCCACAGGUAUAGUGGAACCCGUGGUGUCUGUGCUCAUACAUCCUUGCCAUGCUGCCCGGUUGUCAGCAUCUUGGUGUUUGGCCAGUAUUGCGGUAGCCCUGCCAUCCCAGCUGACCCCUUUACUGGACCGUUGUGUGGAGAGAAUGGACAAGCUGCGCUCAUCCCCAGAAGCUGUAGCUGGCUACAGCAGUGCUCUAGCAGCUUUACUGGGGGGAGUCUAUCAGUGUCCACUGGGAAUUCCACAUUCAAAGGGAAAGCAAAUAUUCAGUAUAGCAGAGGAACUACUGAGGACAGCGUCACAGAACAGUCGGCUGUCUUUACAGAGAACUCAGUCCGGAUGGCUGCUACUAGGGGCCCUCAUGACUUUAG